AAAGGGGGGAGGAGAAAAAAAAGGGGGAGGAAAAAAAAGAGGGGAGGAGAAGGGGAGAAGGAGAGGGGAGGAAAAGGAAGGGGGAAAGAAGGGAGGAGGGAGAAAGAGGGAAAGGAAAGGAGAAGAGAGAGGGAAAAGAGAAAGGAAGGGAAAGGAAAGGAGAAGAGAGAGGGAAAAGAGAAAGGAAGGAAAAGGAAAGGAGAAGAGAGAGGGAAAAGGGAAAGGAAGGGAAAGGAAAGGAGAAGAGAGAGGAAAAGAGAAGGGAAGGAAAAGGGAAGGAGAGGGGAAGGGAAGAGGAAGGAAAGGGAAAAAAGAGGGGGGGAGAGGGGGAGAAAGGGGGGAGAGGGGAAGGAAAGAGAAAGAGGAGAGAAGGGGAAAGGAAAGAGGGAGAGGGGAAAGAGAGGAAAGGGAGAAGGGGAGAAGAAAGAAGAAAGGGAGGGGAAAGAGGAAAGAGGAGGGAGAGGGGGAAGAAAAAGAAGAGGGAGAGGGGGAAAGAAAAAGGAGAGGGAAAGGGGGAAGAAGAGGAGAGAGAGAAGGGGAAAGGAAAGGAGAAGGGAAAGGAAAAGAAAAAAGGAAGGGAAAAGAAGAGGGAAAGGGAGAGGGGAAAAGGAAAGGAAGAGGAAGGGGAAGGGAAGAGAAGAGGGAAAGGGGAAGGGGGAAAAAAAGAAGGGGAAAAAAGGGAAGGGAAAAAACAAAAGGAGAGGGGAAGGAAAAGGAGGGAAGGGGAGAAGGGGAGGGGGAGGGAAAGGAGAGAAGAGGGAAGGAAGAAAAGAGAGGAGAAAAUGAAAAGAAGGAAAAGGGAAGGGGGUUAA
This is a messenger RNA of Dendronephthya gigantea, 812 nucleotides long. RefSeq names its product octapeptide-repeat protein T2-like. The annotation marks the transcript as partial. The record is from RefSeq and is a predicted model, not a curated record. NCBI's taxonomy places the organism in Eukaryota, Metazoa, Cnidaria, Anthozoa, Malacalcyonacea, Nephtheidae. The transcript has 2 exons.